Molecule: messenger RNA, 2699 nt
Organism: Scatophagus argus
Lineage: Eukaryota; Metazoa; Chordata; Actinopteri; Scatophagidae
Gene: sybu
Product: syntabulin (syntaxin-interacting)
Exons: 7
Coding region: 16-2034 (672 amino acids)
Biological process (GO): synapse maturation; axonal transport of mitochondrion
Cellular component (GO): vesicle; cytoplasmic microtubule
Source: RefSeq, a predicted model, not a curated record
GCUACGUGAAGCACAAUGGGACCCUUCCAAGAAUAUGAGGAAAAGAAGUCACCGGAGAAAGGAAGCCCCCGUAGCCGCAUCCCACGGUUGGUCCUCCAUCCCUUCCGACCAAAAGACAAAGGCUCGCCUCUGUCUGAUUCUCCCUUUUCAGAGGAGGAGGGGAAGGAGUGUGACCUCAGCUCUGACCACUCCAAAAGGACCAUCAGCACCAACAGCUUUUGUUCUGAUGACACCGGCUGCCCCACUAGUCAGUCUGUGUCCCCCUCCAAAACCCCGUCAGGCUCAGAGCAGAGCGCUCAUGGCUCGCCGAUACUCCCCGAGCGCAAGACCAAGGUGAAAAGGGUGCGGGUGAUGGCCGAGUGGAGCGGUGAACCUCGGAGCGCCCCAAGACACAAGAGGGAGCUGAGGUCGGCCAUGAAAGCCAGAGGUAGUGAGGCAGACUUCAGCUCCUCCAGCAGCACAGGCAGCCUAAAGACCAGGGGGAACCUCACUUUCAGUUCAGCUGGAAAGAAGGCUCCAUCACGCAAUCGCAGCGCCCAUAUCAGACCGCUCCCAGUAUUCAAACCAGCCGGGAGCCCCUCAGCAAACCGUGAUGCAGAGCUCUACGCUCCCUACAGGACUCCUCCCAGGGCUGCCUCCUCGACCAACAGCAGCUGUAACUCCAGUCCAACUUCCAGAAGAGCGAACCUGGGCCGCUACCACUCCUGUGGAGACAACCAUGGCAUCAGACCCCCGAACCCUGAGCAGUAUCUCACCCCCCUACAGCAGAAGGAAGUGGCAAUCAGACACCUGAAGACCAAACUGAUGGAGUCUGAGAACAGAGUCCGGGACAGAGAGACAGAAAUUGAGGAGCUUAAGAUGCAGCUCAGCAGAAUGAGAGAAGACUGGAUCGAAGAGGAAUGUCAUCGGGUGGAGGCUCAGCUGUCCCUUAAAGAGGCUCGUAAAGAGAUCAAGCAGCUGCGUCAGGUGGUCGAAACAAUGAAGAGCAGCCUGAUGGAGAAGGAUAAGGGAAUACAGAAGUAUUUCAUCGACAUCAACAUCCAAAACAGGAAGUUGGAGUCCCUGCUGCAAAGUAUGGAGCUUGCGCAGAGUGGCGCCAAUCUCCAAGAUGAAAACACCUUGGACUUCAUCUGUGACAGCUCCGAUAGUUGUGGGAAGAAGAUGGUGGGGGAGGAAGAUGGUGGGAUGGAGUUGGAAGAACAAGGGGCAGAGGCGAUGGCGGACAGUGGGCUGCUGGCAAAUGAUGAGAUGGCCAACAGAGAGGACAUUUUAGAGCAGGUCCUCAUGUCCACUGCGGUGGAUUUCAGUCAAGACUCUAACAGUAAGCUGAGAGCAGGGACAGAGUCUGGGCCUGUGGGUUCUGCGCUGUCAGUAGAGGAACAGUUGAUUGAUGUAUCUCCUGAACCCCCACCAACUCUGCCAAACACAGGUUCCAACACUGUCAUCAUCUCUUCAAGCACACCUUCCCAGCAGAAUGCAGAAGAUAAAGGAAUCCAGACCGACAUAAUGCCCAUGUCUCCAGACCUGCCAGCUCUGCUCCUCCAGCUGCUAAAGUUCCAUGGGGCAACAGCAGGGGACACAGUUCUGUCAAACUCCAGCAGUCUUCUGGUCCUCACAAACCUACCCACUUCCACUUCCACCAUUGCCACUCUCCCUGACUCAACACCUCCCCCGCCCAGCAUGAUCAACCCUGCUCCCCCAGAGAGCCCUGACACCUCCACCGAUUCUGGCAUGUGCUGCUCAGAACCUGCAGAGAGCCGAAGGUUCAUGAAGGAGCUGGACUUUGUUGUCGGUGAGGAGGAACCUUGUCUGUCGCCAGAGCUGGAUGUGGUUGGAAAGCAUUACUGGAGCAACAGCUUCUUGGUGGAUCUGGUUGCAGUGGCAGCCCCUGUACUGCCCACUGUAGCCUGGCUGUACUCGAGGCACGGCGUGGACGGAAGCGCUCCAGUGUACAACAUUGCUGCUCUUAUUAGGGGCUGUUGCAUCAUGGGAUUGCACUCUCUUCGUCACGUCACUCACAGGCCGGAUGUUUAAAGGCUUCCACCUCGCAUGCACGCGCCUAAUCUUGAACUAAAAGCACUUAAGCAUCUUUUCAAGAGUAUUUGUGAGAUUUGUGCAUUUUUGUUAAACACUUAAUGAUAUUAAUGCAGUUAUUUUGGUUCCAACACUGUUAUUUUGCACUGUGCAGUUACCAUAAGUUGAAGGAAAAUGGUGACAUGAAAGGGAUUAUUUUUAACAGAGGUUAUUUAUAUAUUUAUUUAUCAUGUACAUGUAGAAGCUGAUCAUCUGGGUAGAUGGUUAUGUGUUAUCAUUGUCCGGUUACGUCCCCAGUUGUCCAUGAAUUUAGGGAAAAAAAAAAAAAAAGUUUGUUUGUAUGAGAUUUUUAGGAAGUGAAAGAUUAAAUGUUCUGUUUGAUGGGUUCUGAAAAUUCUAAUGGUUUGAGUUAUUGUUCAGAAAGAAACCUUAAACCUUCAGCCAAAGCUUUAAUGUGAGUUCACUGUUAUUGUUUUGUGAAGAAGUAUGUAUUUUUUUUUCCCUCCCUGGGAUAGAGCUUUAUUCAGUACAGCCUGUGUAUUGUUCAUAGAAAUAAGUUGAUGCUUCAAAGCAAUUGCCACUUGUUAUGUGCCUCAGCUAUGUGCAAUACUGGUGGUUUACAUCAAAUGUCCUUGUAUCUUUAUUAUUAAAGCAUGAUAAAUUCA